AUGGUGUCCGGUACGGAGACCGUGCACUACAUCCACCUUCACAACUCCAGCCAGUCGGUGCUGGAGGCUCUGCGCACACAGCGCCGCGAGGGCCUCUUCUGUGACGUGACUGUGCGGAUCCACGACGCCUCGCUACGCGCCCAUGCUUGUGUGCUGGCCGCCGGCAGCCCCUUCUUCCAGGACAAGCUGCUACUGGGCCACUCAGAAAUCUCUGUGCCACCCCUGGUGCCGGCGGAGACGGUAAAACAGCUGGUUGACUUCAUGUACAGUGGAUCUCUGGUUGUUCUGCAGUCUCAGGCUCUCUGCAUCCUAACGGCCGCCAGCAUCCUGCAGAUCAAAACGGUCAUUGACGAGUGCACCCAGAUCAUCUCGCAAAGGAAGGCCGCAGGGGCAGCUGCUGCAGCCGCAGCAGGAGGGGGAGCCAUGCUUGGUGGAGUCUUGCCCAAGCAGGAGGAGCGUGGAGGGGGUAAAGGAAGGGAGAGCGGGGGAGGGGGCAGUGGGAGUUGUUCUGGAGGUAGUGCCGGGGCUGGGGGUGGAGGUGGAGGUUACCCCAGCUUCUCUAACUUCAUGGUGGACUGCGGGGCAAACAAUAUGGGCGGGGCGCUUGGGAGUGCCAAUGUCGCCGUUAGCGAGAGCGGUGUGCCCACCACUCUGGAGCAGGCGAACCCCGUUGGGCUGAUGGCACUGGCGGACAUGGGCCCAGGGUCCAUGUGUGUUGCUGAUGGGCUGGGCUCUAGCGCUGGCCCGGUCCUCAUGAAGCAGAGCUCCAGCUGCACUCAGGACGUCCGAUACAAGCUCCGAGACCUGCUGGCACAGACGGCCAAUGGAGCUGGCUCCAGCGGGGGUGGGACAGGGAACCUCACGGCAGGCUGCGGCUCUGUUGUGGGCGGCGUGGACAGCAUGGGCAGGGACAGUCUCCGCAGCAAUGCAGCCGACCUUCCCGAUGACCUGGUGGGGAUGGACAGGUACAGCGAGGAGGAGGACAUGGACGGAAGAGAGCGAGGGAGAGAUGGAGAUCGAGAGAGGGGGGCGGGGCAUAGUCGCAAACAGAGGCAGCCACUCAGACUCCAGGUGCUUGGAGGUGAGGGAGUGGUGGUGAAAGAUGAAGGUGUGCAGGACACGGACGGGGCCGUCUACACCCUGGAGGAGGGUAGGCGAGACGGAGAGCAGGAGGGCUCCCAGGAGUCCAUGGCUGGCUUUGGACAGGAUUUCUAUGAUGAACAGGGAGUGUUUUCUGAAAGUUUCUGGCCACAGAGCGAGCCUCCCCAGACGAUGACCUUCAACCCCAGAGGAAGAGUUAGCAAGCCCCUGACUCCACCCCCAACCACUCAGUCUAUCAACAACCAGCUUCUUUUCCAGUACCCGGUGAGCCAAUCACAGCCAGCACCAUUCUUUGUGGGCGGGCCAAUGGGUGGAAUUGACAGCAUGGCUGGCUCGGAGCCCAGUCAACAGGUUCCUCCUCCGACGCCGAUGACGCCUGCCCCAGCUCCUUCCACCUCCUCCUGCUCGGCAGGCCCCUCCCCUUCCUCCCAGGGAUCCGAGACCUCAUUUGAUUGCACACACUGUGGCAAAUCGCUGCGUUCCAGGAAAAAUUACAGCAAGCACAUGUUCAUCCACUCCGGUCAAAAACCUCAUCAGUGCUCCAUCUGCUGGCGCUCCUUCUCGCUGCGGGACUACCUCCUCAAGCACAUGGUGGUUCACACAGGAGUCCGGGCCUUCCAGUGCACCGUGUGCGGAAAGCGCUUCACUCAGAAGAGCUCACUCAACGUGCACAUGCGCACGCAUCGUGCUGAGCGCACCUUUCAGUGCACCGUGUGCCACCGAGCCUUCACCCACCGCACCUUGCUGGAGCGCCACGCUCUCCAGCACGCCCACCACGGUCCUCAGGGCCAAGGGCCAGCCGGGCCAGGCCAGGGGCAGGAGCAGGGCCACGGCUCUGGAAUGACCUCACCUGUCAAGCACAGUCCCCCCACUAUGGGAGGGCCCUCAGGUAUGGCAGGCACAGGUGGCAUGGUUGGCGGUAUGGCUAACAUGCCCAGCCAUGGGGCUUCUUCCACCUAG
This is a messenger RNA of Lampris incognitus (smalleye Pacific opah), 2061 nucleotides long. It is a transcript of the gene zbtb45, whose product is annotated as zinc finger and BTB domain containing 45. Gene Ontology annotation, biological process: regulation of transcription by RNA polymerase II. Gene Ontology annotation, cellular component: nucleus. Gene Ontology annotation, molecular function: protein binding; RNA polymerase II cis-regulatory region sequence-specific DNA binding; DNA-binding transcription factor activity, RNA polymerase II-specific. The record is from RefSeq and is a predicted model, not a curated record. Bases 1 to 2061 code for a protein of 686 amino acids. The transcript is spliced from 5 exons. Lineage: Eukaryota; Metazoa; Chordata; Actinopteri; Lampriformes; Lampridae.